This is a messenger RNA of Cylicostephanus goldi, 492 nucleotides long. The record is from the annotation of a GenBank genome assembly. Lineage: Eukaryota; Metazoa; Nematoda; Chromadorea; Rhabditida; Strongylidae.
AAGAAGGCAACAUCAUCAUCAAGCGACUCGGACUCAGAUGAAGACGACGCUGCUGUAAAGGUGUGGUCCUCGGAUUUACUUGUUCUAUUUGCUCCUACAAACCCCAUUUUGAGAUUCGACAUUGUUUACGAUCAACUUUCGUACCCACAAAAGACUCCUGCAAAACCAGUCCCCGCAAAAUCUUCCUUGCCAAAACCUGUACCCAAACCAGUCACUUUGGCUCAGAAGGAAGACUCCUCUUCAAGUGACUCCGAUUCUGAUGAUGAUGAUAAACCGCAAGCUAAGAAAGUUCCUGCUAAAGCCCUAAAUGCCCCAAAGCCAUCCAUGUCAGCUGGGAAAGCUGCAUCAUCUUCUAGUGAUUCUGAUACGGAUGACGAAACACCAGCAAAGCCAGCACUGCAAGCAAAGAAGCCAACGCCAGCUCAGAAGGCUACUCCUACAACGCAGAAAAAUGCUAGUUCGUCAUCCAGUGACUCUGAUUCGGACGAUGAU